ACUUUGAACACGUUUCUUCUUUCUUGGUAUCCGAAUGGAUUUACACUGCCAUCCACAUUACCUAAUUUGUGGCUACCGGACUGUGAUCUCACGGUGGCUGGUGGGAAUGGUUCCACGGUCCAAUUCGUUACACACAGCUGGCUACCUCCUGACUCUCAAUUCACAUCACCUCGGCGAUCAGACACUUUUGGUCCUUAUUGUCGGUUCGAGUCCCAUCAGGCAACGAAAUUAGCUUGGGCCAAAUUGCAGACUGCCGUGCCGUUACUGCACCAACUCAUCAGUCAUAUGCGCCUGUCUCAGUCCGAAUAUGAUGAGUUAUUGAGCUCGGCUUUGGACUUGAACCGUGUGCCAAAUCAGGAGCUGACAUCCGGCUACUAUGACCUUGCUUGCCGAUGGGUUCGUUUGCAUCGUAGUCGGUGGCAGGAGUGGGCGACCGGCUGGGAUGAAAAGCAGAAUCUUACUGUAGCCGGACUGUUCACCUUCUAUGGGAAGUGGGUUAUUCCCAAUUUGGAUCAAAUUGCUUUGGAGGCGAUUGACUUUGUCAAUCGAGAUUCGGCGUAUUUUGGCAACACGGAAUAUUCACUCACAAUGAUCAUUCGCAAUUUGACCUGUGUUCAAGACAUUGUGCUGAAUGAUUAUUUUGAUCUCGUCAUGAGCUCCGCGGGGAAGCGAUUGAUCGGUGUAAUCGUAGUUUCCAAUCCUCGUAUUGCACCGCAUACCUUUGCCUUUAGUUUGUCGCACAUCGAGGAUUUUACGGCCCCGUUGUGUAAUGGGAUUAACCAGCUGAUUCGGUGUUUUCUGGCUAGACUGUGGCUAUUGUUUCUGCUUCAGGCGUUUUCUCCAAACACAGGAAAUCCCACGUGUGAAACAACAAUCGAAUACUUUGGAUUCAAAUCACGACAACAACCAUGUUUAAUACUUAUUCGUUUUUUCCGGCACUGGAAUUGGCGUCGAGUAGCCUUGUUCCGUAAAGACAAUCACUUCUUCGAUCCGCGCGUGUUUCAAGUCAACGGGGUUGAUGUGAUCGCGGACUUCGAGAUGAUCGAAAGUCAACUGAACUUCGGCUUGGUUAAACAAGGCCUGGAAAAAAUGAGUGAACACAACAGCCGAAUUUUUAUUGUCGAGUACUUCGCUCGUGGCACCGCUCUGGUUCUCUGUGCAGCCUUUCGCCUCGGGUUCUACUUUGAUGCCGGUUACGUCUGGUUCCUCAAUCCAUGGCUAUCCAAAGACUGGUGGAAAAGUCCGGACAUUCUACCUACUCAGUGCACCCUAGCUGAAAUGGCCAACAUAACCUCCUGGACGUUCACACUCGAACAUCAGGUAAUGCGUACUGUAGUGUACCCUAAUGUUCGAGAGCCGGAACCUGAUUCGCGUACGGUAAACCGAGUCGCUCGACACAACAUUGACGACCCAGCGCACGUCACGGAAGCGCCAACUGAAGCGGACAAUCAAAUUUAUCAAUCGAUGGAAAGCGUUGAUAUUCUGGAGGAUCACAACUACGCUGUGUACACAUGGGAAUCAGUAAUUGUUCUGGCCAAAGCGUUGGUUCAUUUACUGCGUGAGAAUCCCAGCUCCAUGUCGGUAUUUGAAACGGUGCAGAUUGCUGAGGCUUAUCAACGAAUUGUAGCGUCCACAGACAUUAGCUACACAAGUUCACCGGACACAUUUCUCUCCUCUCGAGAGAAGUCUGGGGCCGAUGUGACGCCAGAAUUAUCUGCAGCUCUGAAUGGAAAUGAUCCUCCGGUUCAAGUAUCCUCCCGAUUGAGGUUUAACGGUCAAAACGAAAGAGCAGCCGAUUUUUGGAUUCUCAAACAACACCGAGGUCCGGUAACUGCCUCAAUAAUCCGUUGGUCAGUCAUACCUCCGUCAGCAUCAUUUUCUUCACAGUCCAACGGUAGCAUGAGUCCUGAUUUCGGUUCCGAGAGGGAUGAGGUUCCGGCAUUGAUGGGCGAGGUGUUGUUGGAACCGGUCAACUGGGGACGCAACAACGGUCCCCCAGGAGACGGUUCACAAACUGAAGAACACUGUACGUUCCUAUUCAUCAGUCAAUUGUUUGGAGUCAGUUGCUCUACCGCGACAACGAUUUGCGCGAUCGGAAUGGUUGUGUUGCUCGCAUUACCCCUGUUCACUUUAUUCAUCAUUUACUAUCGGCGCAAACUAAAAGAGGCCGAGAGACUGAUUCGUAAGCCGUACGAGGACUUGUGCGAAGAAUUGGUGGAUAUUGAUUGGCAACAAAGACCGGAGUCAAUGGAACGCAUUGUCACAAUGCUUCGUAUGAAUCCGGAAUGCGUGCGGCCGUUCCUGACUGAUGAGCCUCCGAAGCUGAAAAUCACCAUAUCAGAGCUUCCGUUUCAACCCGGUGCAGGUGCUUGCAUCAUGUCUGAACAUGCACUGGCUUCUGAUGGACCGGCUUCCAACAACCCCCCGAGUUCAAUGGCUGUGGUUGAGAAUUUAUCGAAUAAUCACGUGACGAACGUCCGCGGAUUCCACAGCACUACUGGUAGUUUGGCUGGUUUGGGCCGUUCUUCUCUUGCCUAUUGUUCGACAGAUUCGUUCUCCGAAACUACCACAGCUGCUACACGCUUGAUGUCAAGCGAAGGUCAUCAACAGCCUACCGGUCGAAGACGUCACAAAACGGCCGAGGGUUCUGUCGGUCUGGUUCGCAGCCAUUUUCUGCGUCGGGGCACUACUAGUUCCUCGUCCGGAGGUCAUACCUGUCAAGGUUCUGAGGCUAGUUCAGAUGAUCGAUCCCACGGAGAUUUGAAUCAGACGAAAAGUGCGGCUGCGCUUUUCACCCUUAGUCCAUUACUUCCACAUGGCUGGGCCGGUUCACAACCUUCACCCACCAGACCCGCUGAGUCCACUGGCCAGGGAGCUACCCGAAUUUCGGGAUGUGUUGGUGGUGGUGCACGGCGAGGCGCAAUGCCAAUCGGUUCAUCGAUCAAGCACACCCAUCGUGAACCCCACCCUAGCCCGCGACAUAUGUUGCUUCGUAAACCGGGCAGUUUGGAUGAUGAUGAACUGAUGGAACUCACUCCCAAGCCACCGAAAGAAACGGAUAUCAACUGUGCACAUGACUUGCCGGAUUUAGUCAAAUCCCCUAGCUCCACGCUGAUCCGGCAUCAGGACGCGAUUACCGCAGCCUUGACCAACGGGCCCAUGAACGAUACCGCUGCCUCUCUUCUAAGUUCCUCUAAAGAGUUAACGAAACAACCUAAUGGUAUGGUGUCUUCAACUUUGAGGUCACUUUCAGCGGAGUAUCUUUCCUCCGACCCUGAGCGUAAGCAAGCGAGUUCUGAGUGCACGAAAAGCGCACCAGAAGGUCGCACAUCAGCAUAUGUCCGGAAUGUUCCCAUGAAAGCUGUAGCAGAAGUGGACCAACAGCGCUUAACAGAUCACCGUCCAAAGAUUGUAUCAACCAAACAUUCAGACUUGAUUUCUGGACGUGGAUCUGACGGUCAUCCAUGGGGUACUAACCCACCAAUUGGCUCGCGUUCUGUGGUAGAUAAUGCUUCGCAUUUGUUACGUUCCAUGAUUCGUGCCAUCUGGCGUAAUAGUAAUACCAACAAAUCCAAUCAGACACGAUUGCAGGGAACCACCUUGCGCACCACCAAAUCGUCCACUUCAUGCCGUGCUCUGGGAGCGCAGGAUCUGAGCUGCACCAGUCAGUCCAAUCCGGAUGUCGAGGCAUCCAACGUGUCUACCUCUUGUCCUCCACUUCUGAUGCCUCAGUUUUCGUUCCUUAAUUCCCAUGUAACUGAUCGCUCAGACGGGACCUCGUACCCGCGAGCGUCAGCGCACAUGCCUCCCGUCUCAGCCCCUCCGGUUCAACGCUCCUUUUUUAUACACAACCAGCCCCAGCCGAAAAACAAUAGUUUGGGAAACUUCUCACUGACCGACCGAUAUUCGACACCUCCAUUGCAUACGGGUACCCGUACCUCACUGAACUCAUUGUCGCAAUCUACUGUGGUUUUCAGUCCUAAUAUGCAAGUGUCAGAACCCUGCCCUAGUCCGACUGUGUUCACGAAGCAUUCUGAUCAAACUUAUCCAACAUUACCUCCGUCAUCACCUCCAGCGCCAUCCUUGACGAAUCCACCAGAACCGCCCAGAGAAACCUCGUCUAAAACUGCUUCUCCUGAUCCGUUCUACCUCGUAUGA
Echinostoma caproni is the source of this 4158-nucleotide messenger RNA. NCBI's taxonomy places the organism in Eukaryota, Metazoa, Platyhelminthes, Trematoda, Plagiorchiida, Echinostomatidae. The record is from the annotation of a GenBank genome assembly.